GCGGAAGUGCCCAUGGUGUCUGUUGGUUUCUGUUACUGCACUACAGCCAAGCUCAGCACGUUAACAUAUUAAACACAUGCCGAUGUUUUUUUUUUUGCUGUAAACUCCAAGAAUGAGUUAAAACAGUGACCGUAAAUCGCCAGGGCGGGGAUGGAUUUUAGGAUCGGUUGGUUUCCUGGAAAUGGAUAAACCUGAUAUUGUCUUAUUUACACAUAUUUAGCUUUUAUAUAAGUUAAGAUAAUGUUGACAAGUCGUACAAUGGCAAACAAGUGGAGUAUCAGAUUUGGACUGACUGUCACUUUCUGGCUGUUGAAUCUUCAUAUUAUAUUUGCCCACGAUGUGAAGUCACCAACAGCUCUGUCGAUCAAAGAAGACUCUGAUGAUUUUAACAAUGCUGAAGAGACUCAUUUGGAGGAUGAAGAUCCUGAAGAUCUGGAGGUUUUCAGACCUACAGACAAGUGGCAAACUCUCAGACCAGGUCAAGCCGUUCCAGCAGGCUCUCAUGUCAGACUGAAUCUCCAGACCGGACAAAGAGAGGUCAAGAUGGGAGAGGAGGAAGGUUUUAAAUACUGGAAAGAUGGAAACAGGCAAGGUAUGGUGAAUAUGGACAGCCAUUCAUUUACAGCCGAGGAGUUGAAAAAGGCUCUGAAAAAGUUUAAAAAAGGAGCGGAUGACCCUGUAGAUCAACAAGAGGAAGAUGCAGUGAGAGCCCAAUUUCGCCCCAUAGAAGAGCUGAAAAAAGACAUGGAGGCUCUGGACAUGCUUGUGGAAACAGAUGUUCAGGUUAUGAGGAGGCUUUUAGACCAGUUUAAUAACACUAACAGCACAACCGAAGAGAAAGUCGCAGCUCUUCUAGACUUGGAGUAUCUCGUGCACCAGGUUGAUAAUGCCCAGAAUUUGGUGUCCAUGGGAGGAAUGCAUUUGGUUAUCAGAUCUUUAAAUAGUACGGAUGUUCGUCUCCAGGAGUGCGCUGCAUUUGUGCUUGGAUCGGCUGUUUCCAGUAAUCCUUCAGUGCAGGUUGAGGCAGUAGAAGGUGGAGCAUUACAGAAGCUGCUGACAUUGCUUGCCACUCAGCGACCAAUGACAGUCAAGAAAAAGGUGUUGUUUGCUGUGGCUUCACUACUGCGUCACUUCCCAUUCGCUCAAAGUCACUUUCUGAAGCUGGGUGGAGUGCAGGUGCUCAGUGAACUGUUUCAGACACCAGGAGCCGAGGCCAUGCGAGUCAGAAUCAUCACGGUUCUCUACGAUAUGAUCAUCGAGAAGGAGCUGAUUUCGCAGGUGGGACUGGACAUUAUCCCAGAUUCCUCUCACCAGGAGCGUUUGCGUCAGUAUGCUGAAGUGUCGCUCCUGCCGGUGCUGGUGGAGCAGGGCUGGUGCCGUCUGGUGCCUGAGCUUUUAGAGUCACCCGAGCACGACUGGAGAGAGAAAGCUCUGCGCACUCUUCUUGCCAUGAUGGCUCAGUGUCAGACUCAGUUUAAGCAGAACGCCGGAUUAACAGCCUCUCUGAGUGAACUGCAAAGACAGUACCAGGAGCUGGUGCUCACAGAGCAGGACGUAGGAGAGGAGGACGGUUAUUUCGGAGAGAUCCUGGCACUUGUUGACUCUAUGGUGGUUAAAAUGCGACGGGUGUAAGAUGAGACUUUUAAAGAUCUAAUAAAACGAUUGAGUUGUGAA
Danio aesculapii is the source of this 1674-nucleotide messenger RNA. It is a transcript of the gene sil1, whose product is annotated as SIL1 nucleotide exchange factor. The record is from RefSeq and is a predicted model, not a curated record. Bases 241 to 1632 code for a protein of 463 amino acids. NCBI's taxonomy places the organism in Eukaryota, Metazoa, Chordata, Actinopteri, Cypriniformes, Danionidae. The transcript is spliced from 9 exons.